AUGGAGAGAGAAAAAGAGAGAGAAUGCGAUAAAGAUAGAAGAAAGAGAAAGAAAAAAGAGAAAGAGAAAGAGGAAGAGAAAGAGGAAGAGGAAGAGGAAGAGGAAGAGGAAGAGGAAGAGGAAGAGGAAGAGGAAGAGGAAGAGGAAGAGGAAGAGGAAGAGGAAGAGGAAGAGGAAGAGGAAGAGGAAGAGGAAGAGGAAGAGGAAGAGGAAGAGGAAGAGGAAGAGGAAGAGGAAGAGGAAGAGAAGAGGAAAAUGAAGAGGAAAAGGAAGAGGAAGAGGAAGAGGAAAAUUAUUCCCUGGCGUUUCGUACUCUUUUGCUGGGAACUAUUUUUGGACUAUCACGCCGUCCCCAGCAUCACCGAAAUCAGGAGAUGCAAAAAGCUUAACACUUGCUCCACGUCUCGCUUCCUUGGUACUCUGCCAGCUGUCCCGGCAUUCAUCACUACGGCGGAUGCAACCCCCUGGAGGGAACGGACGGGUGUGAAUUUAGCGCCCUUCAAUCAACUGACUGAACGGCAUGCCGAUGCCAAGCCAGACUUUGAUAAGGCAAACUUUCCCGCUUUGGCGCGCUCGAACCGAUGUGCGCUCUUCAUCGAUUAUUCCGGCGGAACUGGCUUGAAUGACGUGAUAAUCUACGGAGCACUGGUUAGUAAUUAA
Wyeomyia smithii (pitcher-plant mosquito) is the source of this 660-nucleotide messenger RNA. RefSeq lists its product as uncharacterized. The transcript is spliced from 5 exons. The record is from RefSeq and is a predicted model, not a curated record. Lineage: Eukaryota; Metazoa; Arthropoda; Insecta; Diptera; Culicidae. Bases 1 to 660 code for a protein of 219 amino acids.